AUGGAAGUUCUUUCAGAGGAAGAAGCUUGGAUUCUAUUUAUGAACAAACAUAGUUAUGGCAUUCGACUUCCACCCAAAGUGGAAGAGAUAGCAAGAGAAGUGGUAAAGAAGUGUGCUAGUUUGCCUCUUGCAAUUAUCACCAUAGCUGGAAGCUUGAGGGUUGAAGAUGAAGGAGAAGAUUCUGAUGAUGACCCUUUCACUGUCAUACGACCCGCCAAUGUCUUCUGUAUGCUGCGAUGUUACUUGGAUCCUCCUUCACUUUUCUACCUAUCUACCAAUUUCUGCAAUAGUUUCACGAGUCUACAAUCGAAAUCCACCACACAGAAGAAUUCUUGA
Molecule: messenger RNA, 336 nt
Organism: Fraxinus pennsylvanica
Lineage: Eukaryota; Viridiplantae; Streptophyta; Magnoliopsida; Lamiales; Oleaceae
Source: the annotation of a GenBank genome assembly